Molecule: messenger RNA, 8367 nt
Organism: Rhopilema esculentum
Lineage: Eukaryota; Metazoa; Cnidaria; Scyphozoa; Rhizostomeae; Rhizostomatidae
Source: RefSeq, a predicted model, not a curated record
CCUUUUCAAAAAUACAUAAAAGAACUUUCCAAAUUACAGCCUUUUGGGGGUUCUUAAUUAUGGGGUUUAAAAGAUUAAAUUUCAGCCUCAAGGUUCUUAUAAAAACAGGUUCUUUUAUACGGGUUUCUACUGUAGCUACAGCAGUGACGCCAGAGAGGAGGGUGUGGGGGGUCAACCACCCCUGUUGCCUUUUGAUAGGAGAGGCAAAAGGGGCCAAAGUGUCUUUUUCACAUAAAGGCCCUAGACAUCAGUCAUUUGCAGUUAUCAGAAGAUUCAUAUGAAAUUUUGAUUGCCUUAUUCAUUGCGACAUUUCUCAAAACUUUGCAAAUAAAUUUCUUAUGCCAAAAGUUAGUCGAUUUUACAAAAAAAUUGUUGGUAGCUGGGAAUUAUUUUUCAAAUGCCCUUUUACUCAAGCCUGCCCCCUUGCCCCUAGGUCGUUCCGGCAUCCCUGAGCUGCAGAUGCAGUUAAAAGGUACAACCAACCGUUGUCUUACAUCAUAACACCCCGUUUAUAACGACACAUUUUGUUUUUUAGAACAGGUACCAACAGGGGGCUACAGCCCAAGGAAGUACACCAAUUUGUAAUGAAUGGUAACAAAAUAUAAAUCCUUCCUUUGUCUUAUAUAAAUCCUCUUGUUCUUUAUUAAGACAAUGGACACGGGCCCCACUGGAAACCUCCCUUGAAAACUUAACCUUGGUUGAAUAACACUAAUGACAGAAAAACAACAACACUGGUGUAAUUAAGAUUUUCACGAUUCUCUUUUAACAGCUACAUAGCAUUUGGAAUACUUCUUUUUUUAGCGAAGAGUGCUUGGUUAAAACGGGGUAGCAGAAACGUUUACUUGUCAAACUCUAUUUGAAUUGUGUUCCUAAGUUCUCGAAAAACCAUGAAUAGUAGAUACCGUGUCUGCUUUAACAAAUACCGGUUCUAAAAGAGUCAAACUUUUAACCAAAUCUAGAACAAAUUCUCCUUCACUAAGACUCAUUGAUGUAAAAUCGACCCCAGUUAUUACGCUGUAAACAAGGUUUGACUAUAAGCAGUUAGUGGCAAUUCUACUGUUUCUCGGGGAAAUUUUUAAGUGUAAUGCCCAAAAGACAUCAUGAAAUCUUUAUUAAGAGACAAAAUUUCCCUAGCAACAGUGUUUGAAAAGACAAUGAUAAUUGAUCAAACGAUUAUGUCUUUCUGAUCAGUCAGUUGAAUAAAGAAAACGAGCCGCCUUUUAAGAAGGCAAUCCGCCCUUUUAGAAAGAAUCGACUGCAAACAUAGCAGCACACUUCUUCAGACUUCGAAACCUAUUGGAGCAUGCAGAUAGCAGCAAUGGGGAUGUCGAGAUAAUAAACAAGAAUAGCGGAUUACUUUCAUAAAGCUCAUCUAAUCCUGCAGUUCGUUGCUGAGAACUUCGUGAAGUCCCAUUGAUUCAAUUUGGACGUCUCAAUACUGGUCAGACGUAACAAACAAACAGCACAUUUUCUAAGGAUGAAAGUCUUGAUGAGAAGGAGAAAUAUUCACAACAAUGGAAAUGGAAGUACUUUUAUAAUGGCGUAAGUUUAGUUUAUCUGAUCAUUCUUGAAGCUUGAAAAAAUGAAGUCUCUAAAGAAGAAAUUGAAAGUACAUGGAAGGUUGAGUCAAUCAACACCUUUAAUUAGUGGCCCGUCCAGCCCAGAUUACCAAACAGAAGUUGCUGUGAGACGAGGGAGGGUCUACCAGUCGGUCUCAUCAGUUCCUGAAGAUGUAAUCGAAAACGAUUUCAUUCCUGACGAAGAAAGCUACCAGAGACAACGCCUGUCCUCGACACCAACAUCACCGGCCUCGCCAACUUUUGAAACAAGCUUUUCCGGAAUGCAGAAAAAAGAAGCAUCGUGGGUAACAGAGGCACGUGUACAGAGCACAAAAGAGCCUGUUUUGUGUGCCAAAGAUACGACCUUCUAUUUUGUCGAAAUUGCGACCGAUGACCCCUGGUUUGAUGGAAUAUGGCAGACGGCUGUUAUCUUGUUAUUAUUUUUCAUACUCCCAUCAGUCGUAUUUACCAUUGCUGGAGGAAUCUUCAUCCGAUGUAUCUAUAUUCCAAAUGCUGGUCGAUCGAAAAGAGAACAAAAGAAAGUAAGGGUUUUGAUGAUUUCCUUUCUUGCAUCACUCGUGGUGAGCAUUGUUAAGGACAGUAUUAUCGCAAUGGCUGUCGUACGCGCCUUGUUUAACCUCGAAACGACAAUUUACGACAUAGUUUUCGCCGCUAUACUGCUCUUUCUGCUAAUCACUCUUUUUGUUGCGCCAAUUAUGGUUUAUGCCUUUUCGGGAGCGAGAUUCAGCUAUGCAUGCGAGGCUUCCGAUAACUCGAAGAGGAAACCAGACAGAAAAGGAGGAAUGAAGCUGGCUGUAGAGUUUAUGAAAACCCAUUUGUCAUCUUUACAUGAAGUAACUUGCCUUAAAGAGCAGGGUAUCUUCUUGUUCAAUUGUUUUCCAAGAUGUCUCUUUCUGUUGCUCUCGAUAAUAUUCCUGCUAUUAUGUGCAUCCAGGAGCUUGAUACCAUUGUUCUUGGGGAGCUUAAAACCCCGAAACGUCUCUGUAGCGAACACAACGGCAAAUACAAUAAAACAAACCAUAGCUUUGACGAACAUGACUUCUCCCUCAUAUUUGAGAGAUCUGGUGAUUGUUUUUUCAGCCAUCAAUUCCUUCGUCGUAACAUUUGCCCUUGCCGCUGCUUUCAUGAUUAUCACCUCGUGGAACAUAGUGAUGUUGAAAAUGUGGAGGCGCUUCUUUGCAACAUUGAAAAACAGUGAUGACUUGCUUUGUAUUGGAAUGGACGGCAUUGUAGCAUGGUGGCGUGUAUAUCAAACGAUAUUGUUUCUAUCUUUAUCUAGUAAAACGCCCUUAGGAUUCUUACGUGCUACACUCAACUGCCUUUUUUCUGUCUCAAUCACAGCCAUUUCAAUAUUUCUUCUGAAGUUCAUAUCACCUAAUGGUUUCCUGCACGCUGCUAUAUGGUUUGUUGCUAUUGAUAGCCUGAUGUUGAUCUUGGGUUUAAUCGCAAAUCUAAUGCCAUGUUUUCUAGUGAAUAGAAUUCAGAAAAACAUUCUACAAGAGCUGAGUUUGAAGCGAUUAAACAUGGCAGCCCAGGCAGGAUUAACCAAUCCUGACACUGAGAAAAACGAAGGCGAAUACCAUGUCCACUUGAAGCGUUUCAAAGGCCGCAAUUUGAGGACAAGCCAACAACUGCUGCAAGAGCUCUUCAGCGUUUUAAAAGAAUCUGAUUCUCAAUCGCCCUUCUCGCUCAGUACAGUUAUAUAUUUGGCUGUUGUUGUCUUUGGCUUUGCCUCGCUUGCGAUCGCCGUUAAGGGGUUAACUUAGUAAUGACAAACGCCAACAGAAUACUUGCCUUGCGCAAAUUAACUGCAGAAUGUUAUCGCUUAAUAUUGAAACUAUGUUUUGCCAAAGCAAAACCGUAAAUUUCUCACCAACUUAUCACGCAAAGCUGAAUGUAAUCUAACAACUUAUUUGUUGUAUUUUAAUGUACCUAAAAUGUAAUGAUUAAUGUAUUGAAAAACUAGUUUUUCGUUCAUUCUAUUGCCCUGCAAGAUAUGGUACCUCUCUAAACUCAAAUACGUCAUCCCAAGAAGCCGUUCAAAUUCAAGGAUCAACUCUGGCAAGAUUUCGUUACGUGUAAGCUCUAGUUCUCGUAAGGUUGAUGAGAAUUUCUCGUAACCUGGUCAGAUUUUUCUUUGAAAGCUAUCUCAGUUCAAGAUUUCUUGAUUGAUAUCAUCAAGGAUCAAAAUUGAACGAUUUUAUGAAUGUUUCAAGUGUUUUGUUUUAAGUACAACUCAUUCAUAUGCUUUGUACUCUUUGGGUUUCUCGAACAUUCAAAUUUCCUAUCUUUGCUCUACUUUUUUGCAAAACCUUUUAUCAGUGCUAGCAGCGGUCAGAUUCAAUUAUGGAUUGCCAACUUACAAAUACUCUUAACUAUUGCUGACAGGGGAAUUUUGAGAAGCUUUUACCGAGAAGGGAUAAUUCUAUAUCAGUCUUAAGGGCAUAAGCUAAAACAUUAUUGGUGUAAACUUACAAAAAAGGAAAGUUUUAAAUUCUCAGUCGUGGAUUUUUUUUAUCUAAAGCCUGCAAAUUUGGCUAAAUCUGUUAGAGUUUCGCUUGGUUCAUUGAUAUCACUGUUUCAAAGUUAUAAAUGCUGAAAGAAAAAUUCAGAGAUCGUGUUUUCGGGUCGUGGGAACACAGUAAAAUUUCAGAUAAAGGAGAAAAGGAUUUAUUCAUUCUUAAAAGGGAACGAAGAUACAAAGCUGUGAGAAUCUUGCACAAGUAAAUAAAGAUAACGAGAUAAGAGUUUUCUACGUAGAUACUUCAUGUUUGGGAUUUCAUUUUCACUUGCUAGUUAUCAGAAAAACACAGUUUGGUCCGCGAUAAGCACCUUUUUGUCUAAACGCUCUUACCUUUAAAGGUCAUAUGAAGCGAACAACGAUUUUCACAUAUUUUGUAGAGCUUUUUUCGCUUGUCAAGAUGCCGUUUUUAGUUUCUUUCUACGACUUGAACUAAUCUAGAUAUUGCGCCCGAUAGCACGAAAAAGGGACCUUCAAAAGUGAUGCCAUUCGAACGCAGUCAGAUCGACGCUGUGACGUAAUAGGCUUGACACGUUCCUUCAGCUUGAAAGUUCUCUUUGACGGUUAUGUCUACCUUCUUGUGGGAAACUGAAAUUAUAUUUUACAUUUUCUGUGCAACUAUAAGCAAUGCUGCAUGGAGAUUGGUGCUCUCUACUUUUGAUUUAUUUUCAAAAUUUAAAUUUCGAGUUCAAAGUCUUUAUUUUAAUUGAUAGGAUCUUAUUGGUUAGCGCUCCUCUUUUUCUUGCCGUAUUUGGAAUACAAAGUAGUAUAUUGUUUUGGUUUCAUUAAUUUUAGAGGAGUAGAUGUUUCUACAGGGCUAAGAUGCAUGGAAACACUCAAUAAUGGCUCCAAAAAGAAAACAUUUUAAAUCUCAUUAUCUCAACAUCCUUAAUCUCGAAACAUUAAAAAUAUUUGCUUUUCUAAGCUAUUUUUCAAUUUUGUCCAACAAAAGUAUUGUUUGCACAGAAAAAUAUUUGUCAAAGUUUGAAAAGCAAUAAAGCGACCACAGCGAUGACGAUAUUGAACCAAAGCAGCCCCUUACAAGCCCAGUAAUCAGAUUGACUAUGGCAGCCUUGUUUCCAGACUGCCUCGUUUACAUUUGAUUCCAGGAAAAUGGCGACCGGCCACGUGAAUGUCGGGGAUUUUGAAAUUUCGAUUAUUAUGAAGGCCAAAGAUAGGGGCCCAUGAUUCAGCAAGAUCUACGACAGCUUCAGCCGAAAAAAGAAUUGUCUGCCAUUUGGAAGUCAGCUAUGAAACGAAGUGUAGAACGGAGGUUUUACACAACAGUCGUGUUGAAAUCUCAUGCACAGCGAUAUACCAGCAUUUGAAGGCCAUUUUAAUGAACUGAAAUUCUACUUGUUCCGUCUAAAAAGAGGGUAACAUUUUUAUUGAGUAUCAUAUAAUUGCCGUUUUUUCCAUUGCAUAUAAUUUAAUCCUUAGAUGAUAGGCCAUAUUGGACUUCUAUUUCUCCGAUCCAUUCUUUAGAUUUACAUGUACAUACCGACAUCCCCAUUUAAGGUUUUUAUAAGCUUUUACUCCCCUCCCCCUCUUUUUAAGGAUAUUAUCGAUAUAUUGCAGUUAUCAGGACCUCAUAUAUUAAAGGUUGGACACACUGGGCCAAAAUCCCUUCAUUAAAGUCCCACCUGUUGAUACCUGCUCUUUGCCUAGAAUGAAUUAAUGCCCUAUAAUAUAGUUUAGCUUACAAAGAUGUAGAGUUAUACAUUAUUAGAUUGAAACCUUUUUUGAUUGAAACGAUAAUAAUGCAAUGCAUUAUAGUCAUUGUAACAGUUAUUAUAAAUCCAACACCAUAUACGCUCCUAUAUUCCCCUUUGCAACUCGGUACCUACACACCUUUAGCUAACCUUAUCAGUAAAGUCAGCUGUUAGGAAGCAAUUGCGUUUUUGAUGUGUUUAAAAUUAAAAUAUGUGUUUGAUUUCAAUUUAAAGUUGCUGUGAAGUUUAAGAGUACAUUAGUAUUUUAUGCCAUUAGACUGUGACAACCAAUGCUGAAUCAGCUAAUGGAGAUGCCUUGCAAUGUCCUUCACCCCUAAAUAAAUGUAUCGAUCCCUAUUGUUUCUCCUUCCUUGUUGAGACAAUGAAUCAGUAAAUUUCCACCCAUCGUUUUCAUAGGACGCUAAGACCUUAAAUCAGACACAUUGCCAGUCUUUUGUAGUAAUUGUUCUCUCGUUCUCAUGGGGUUGAACUACAAUCGCCGAGAAGUAGAUGAAAAUUGAAUAACUAGCACUGCUAGCACGCACCAUAGAAAGUUAAGAAAAGUUAAAGCACUCGUGCUAAGUAGCAAAUUUUAGGGCUUUCCCUUUGAGUUCUCUCCAUCCACCCUUUACAACGCUGGCAAACCCCGAUUUCAAUAACACUAACAAGAAUUUAUAAACAAUGUUGAUACAAGAAGUUUGCUUUUAACGGCUGACUGCCAAGUAUUCCCCUUACCACAACUUCCCCUCUCUAUGCAGACACGCCUAAUCAUUUAUCAGAGCUUAUGGUGCAGAAAAUUGGUCUUGCAAAGCAACCUUGGCUGCAACACUCUGGAUACAGAGGGGCUUUUGAGUUUGCAAGGAUUUCCACAGAGGGUGUUGUCUCUACGGCAAAUAAAGAAGUUGCUUUUAAGUGUCGUUGCUAUUAUUUCUUUACGUGAUGUAUUCAGUGCUCGAUUCCAAAGGAAGUUGGUAUCGUUAACAUCAGUACCCCCUCUGGCUACGGACAUGCUAACCAUUUUAAAUGUCAGCUGCAGGUUCCAAGAGAACACGGGGUAUUUAUGCAUUCCGGUAGGACAUAGUGACUUCUCCGUUGUAAGAAGAAAGUGCCGGAUGCAUUAAUAUCUUAUUUCAGAAGAAAGUUUAUGUGUAAAACUAAUUGAUUACCAUAGACGAGACACUUUUCUUUAAAGAGAGGGAUGACUUUACACUAAGCAAAAGCAAUAUCCUUUUAAGUUCGGCUAUGUACUGAAUGUUGAGCGAGGAGAGAACCUCCCCAGUUGAGCCUCUAGCUUUACAAAUCGUCUAUUGAAUUUCUUUUGUUAAAUGUGAGAAGUCUUUGAAUUGGUAGUUUGCUCAAGAGAAGUAUUUUUUGUAGCUUCGUUAUUCAGCCGAUUUUUUCGUUGAAUUGUGAAAUGAUGAACUGAGACAUUCACCUCUUCGUGUAUAUUUUUUGUUUAUUUUUCCUGCUUUUCCUAACUUGGAAAAUUGACAAUUUUCGCAAGCCGGUCACUACAUUCCUUUCUUUACACAAAGAGAGCCUUUUGUCUCCGAUUGAAUAGGCAGUGUUUCAACUAAAUGUUGCAUUUUUGGCAAAAGUAUACAUUGUAUCAAUUUAUACGUUAUACCACAGGAUGCAGGAGAUUGUGCUCUUCCUUCUGGUCUUUUCGCUGGGACGAUCGGACCAUUUUUGGCAAAGUUAUUCGACUUUUUCUCAGUUUUGACCGAGGGGGAUUCAGGAUUGCACAAAGCAGUUCAGAAAAAACAAUAGGCUUGUGAUUCCCAGAGUUUGUAAAGAUCUCAGUUUUUGGUGAUUUACUCCUAAACUAUAAUAGCUAUGAAUUUCUAGUUUAAUUCAUGAGACGGGCCGUUCGAUGCUCGAUUUUUUGAGCCAUUCCCCGUAUUUUUAGGACCAGUUUUAGCCGAGUUAUUAAGGAUUUUGUCUCGAAAAUCGCCAAAAAACGGUUUUUUGGACUUUAAAAAUCGAAAACAGCUGAUAAAAAUCUGCUGAUACUUUCUAAAAAUCGAGGCAAAAAUCACCUAAAUUCUGAUAUAUAGCUUUCUCUGUUUGAAGCUCGCGUUUCUUUUUAAAAUCGAUUUUUCUGAAAAGGUCACUUUUCAAAUUUUCUCAAAUUUGCAUCGCAGCGUCAAGGCCUGUCCAAACCCGUAGAUGCGGUGGCGGGCGACACUUUUUACUGAAAAACGGUAUUUUCUUGGAGUUUUAAAGCGGGGGUAAGCAUUUAACGUGCUAAACAUGCACUUUAAAGUCGCUUUUGAUGCGAUUUUAGCGUUAUUUCUUGGUUUCAAAACAUUUUGAAAAAAUUUAGUACAUGUCACUAGCCGCCCGUAGCCCUUCAGGCUUUAAUGGAGAGAAACACAUGAAAAUCACUCGAUUUUCCCAUUUUAAGCGUUUGAGUCGAUAAACAGCCGUCUACACACUCUCUUCUUGCAUGUUGAAUCUGUUUAAUCUUUUACAAAGGGAUUAAUUGCAACAAAAUCUUUGCAACUUCACUUUUCCUCGAUAUGAAGGUCUGGGAAUCCCCUUCCAUUGGCAU